CUCCGCUUUCCUGCAUAGAAGUGCACCUCACCAGGACUGCAACGACAAACACUCGAGUUAGAUAGCUCACCAGUUCUAAAAUGAGUCCACAGCAAAACUUUGGAGAUGACGAAGCUGGGAUGCUGCAAGCUUUGCAGAUGUCUGUGAUGGUUACCCUCCCAUUCACUUUGAAAGCUGCUAUAAAUUUAGGUGUACCAAAAAUCUUGAUGGACGCAGGUCCUGGAGCUGAGCUCACUGCUGAAGAGAUUGCGACGUCCAUUGCCAAGGUCUCGGACUGCCGUGCAGAUUCCAAAAAUUUGGAUCGCAUCUUGAGAAUUUUGGCAUCUCACAACGUCGUGACGGAGAUUGUAUCGAAGGAUGCCAAUGACUCUGACUCUGCUCAAAGAAGUUGUGGACCCACUUCCACACUCAAGUACUUCACUGAUAACGAAGAUGGAGUUUCCCUAGUUCCAUUCGUUUUUAUGCACAUUGAUCCUGUUUUUCUAGCAUCCUAUCAAAACCUUCACUUGCCAGUUCUGGAUGUGAAUGUGGAGCCUCAUACGCUUGAUCAUGGGAUGAACUUGUUUGAGUAUAUUGCAACAGAUGCUAAGCUUGACAAGCUGUUUAACAAAGCCAUGCAUGAUCAUUCCAACAUAAAGAUGUCAGCGUUACUGAAGACUUACAGAGGCUUUGAGACCUUGACCUCAUUAGUAGAUGUGGGCGGUGGGUUGGGUUCUACUUUGGCCAUGAUCCUGUCCAAGUACCCCAAUUUACGCGGAAUCAAUUUCGACCAGCCACAUGUUGUAGCCAAUGGGCUGCAAGUGCCAAAUUUGGAACACGUUGGUGGAGACUUCUUUGCCAGUGUGCCUGAAGCCGAUGCUGUAUUCAUGAAGUGGAUUUUGCAUGAUUGGGAUGACGAACGAUGUGUGAAGAUACUGAAAAACGUCUGGAGAGCCUUACCUCCUCAUGGCAAGGUCAUCAACCUGGACGCACUGAUGUCAGACAUCUCAGAUCCAUCCCCUGCAACAAAGAUCUCCUUGUACAUGGAUAUGAUCAUGAUGGCAUGCACUCCAAGUGGAAGGGAACGUACACUGUCCCAGUUCAAGAAACUUGCAGCUGAUGCGGGAUUUAAAAGAGUUGAACUUGUUGCAAAAACAAGUCAUAUGUCAAUCCUGGAGUUUUACAAAAAUUAAUUAUUUUUAUUUGGAUCCGAACUUUAUUAAAAAAAAGAAGAAGCUUUUCUUAGCGAUAAAACCAACGUUGUGCUAAUUCUGAUCCAGACAUUAUCCACUUAUAGAAGCUGCCACUGAAAACCACAACCGUACCUUCAAUUAUUGCAGGUACAUAUGUAUAGUUCUUAGAAAAAUCACAAGGUCCAGGUUGUUAUCAAUGGUUACCAUUUACAUUACCAUGUACAAACCCACCAUAAUACAAACCCACCCCGGAAGGAUCUCGGACCAGCCGCUUGUUAGCUAGCGUUAGCCCAGCCGCUUUAGCGAAGCUCUCAGACAAGAGACUUGUUUGGAGUUUAAGAAGUGUAAUACGUCUUCCCAAAUUGGUAAGCAUUCCGUUGUUACCGUG
This is a messenger RNA of Marchantia polymorpha subsp. ruderalis, 1560 nucleotides long. The record is from the annotation of a GenBank genome assembly. NCBI's taxonomy places the organism in Eukaryota, Viridiplantae, Streptophyta, Marchantiopsida, Marchantiales, Marchantiaceae.